ACUAGAGAGCUUCAGGGACUGUAGAGAUCACGCAAGACACCACACAACAUUAGAGGAGAGAGGAGCAGAAUUAUACCAUAGAAAAACAUGUGCCUCGUCUUUAGAUCUAAUUAAGACACAGCUCACAAAACAACAGGCAGGCUACCAGCCAAUUUCCCCCAGGGUCACACACCCAAACACCGGCUUGAAGAGGCUUGGCAGGUGCAUCGUGCCAAACCACAUAUCAGAAAUGCAAAACGCCUACAACUAAGGACCACAGAGCAGAUAUCAGCCCAGAAUGGGACCCCAGCAGCCAUCUCCCGAAAUACGGCACCAAGAAAGUAACCCAGUCGUGCAUCCCAGCCGAAAAACGCAUCCCAGCUGGACUAUGACUCUCGGCUGGCCUGGGAACGCCUCGGGAUUCCCCCGGAAGAGCUGGAGGAAGUGGCCGGGGAGAGGGAAGUCUGGGUUUCCCUGCUGAGACUGCUGCCCCCGCGACCCGACCUAGGAUAAGCGGAAGUUAAUGGAUGGAUGGAUGGAUGGAUAUUUUUCAGCUGUCCCAGUUUACCAAACUAAUUAGGGAAAGUGGGACAGUAUGUUUCAGAUAAUGUGGGACAAUUUUACAGGCUCUCCCAAGAAGAAAGUAUGUGCAUGUUUGACAGGAUAGAGUCCCAACUCUUAAAUAUAUUCAGUAACUGUACAUAAUAUAUAAACAAUUAUAUUUAUUCAUUUAUGAAAUGGGACAAAAUUGCCAACUUGAAUUUGUUAAAUUGUUUUAGUGUAUGAUGGCACCAAGGCAGAGGGAGGCAGAAAAGAAGGUUAGAGAGGUGAAGAGGCAGGAGGACUAAAUGGUUACAAGCAACUGCAGUUUUUACUGUUAGUAUAAGCUUUACAUGUAUUGGUUUAGGCAUUUUCUACAAAACAAAAUCCAAAAUGAAAUUAAAUGGAUUUUGACUUUUUUCAUUGACUUUUUGAUAAAAAUUAAUCAACAAUUUACCUUACGGGUGCAGGGACUGUAUAGACCUGUAUCACAGCCCCCACAAGCAAGAAAUUUCAUUUUUUUCUUUUGAUGUGAUAAGCAGACAUCUUAAGGAUUGCAGAAAAGUUAAUUAGGUUGAUGUUUCAAUGGGCACUAGAAGUCAAAAUGGCAAAAAAUUUCCCACUUUACCUGAAUUCACUAUACGUAAUAGUCACCAUGGUGGGUUUUACAAAUAUUACAAAAUACACAAUUCCUAAGUCUAUAGACACAUGGGAAAAGUGUGCUGACUGUCACACCACAAAACUCAACUGUCAACAGUUGGCCUAGUUAUUGGGCUGCACAAUCAAUCAUAAAAAAAUCCGCAAUCUUAAUACACACCUCUAUGCCAUCUCAUUUCUAAAUUACAACGGUUCUUCUGCAUUGUAUUACAUCAGCUGGAUCAAAACAAGGGCUCCUACUUUUCCCCAGAGUCUCAAGAAUCCCAUAAUUCUGCAUUCUCUGUAAAGAAGGUACCAAAUGUAGGGUAAAACCCGGUACCGGCACUGAGGCAGGGAAUUUGUACUGAAUUUGAAAAUUGUGCAGCCCUAUAAUAUACAGCCAAUGUGCUGUAUUAAUAUCAACGUCACAUUGUGCAUCCCAUUCUAACAGCCAGUCAGCUAGAUUAAGAUCUACUGUCAAUUCUGAAAUAUGGACAUUAUAGCGCAGGGAGUUUAGGUUUCACUAAAACAUUUUUACUCUGUCAUAGAAAAAAAAAAUCAAGGUUUACAAUUUUAAUUAUUAUUCCUUUUCAAAAUGAUCUAGUAUAGACCUAUGUUUAAAAAACAGCUUUAAGUAUACUUCCGCUGUUUUUUUGCAUGAGCAUUGCACGCAAUCUCCGAGACAAUCAUAAUUAUUUUCAUCCUUGCUGUUUAAAUCACUCCUAGACGGGUUUCUGAGAAAUGUUUUUUUUUGUUUGUUUUAUAAAUACCCUAAUAUUUAUGACAACAAAAUUAUACUGCAGUACCUACAAAUUUUCCAAUACCGCCCAGUGAAUUAUACAAAAUUUAUUUUAUGCUAUCUUGAUCUCUCCUUCUUCCGACUAAACUGCAGUUAAAGCUUGGGUCAUAUCAUUUGUCCACGUAUACAUUAAUAUUAUUAUUUUAUUUUAUUUGUAACUUUUGGUAUGACUUUGGUUACUCUAAUUGAAUGGUCUUUCGGUUGUCAGAAGUUGAUAUGCCGGUCCUGGAUCACUCAUAUGUUUGACAGAGUCAUGUUUUGUUGUGCUUCCUUUUGCAGUUUAAUGAGUGAAAUAAACGUUUUAAAUUUAAGAAGAAAAAAAAACUCGUUAACGAGAAUCGUAAUCUCAAUUCUAAGCAAAAGAAUCGCGAUUCACUUUUUUCCAGAAUCCUGCAGCCCUACCUAGUUAGAAUCACUUAUUCAUAUUAUUCAUAUUACUACUACAAUAGCGAAAAUAAGAUAUUACAUUAGUGCCUAUAAUGGUGAUGAUGCACAUACGCUUCAUUAGCUGACGGCCGUCUCAUCCGGCAAAUGAACAGAGGAUUUCGAGGCGACAUAUCAGGCAACCACCGUAGCCUACAGUAUGUGCGCAUGCGGAAAUUUCGAGAAAGAAAGUGUCCUGUUUAUUUGGGCUCGUGGAACGAGCGACAAUGGGAGUAAUGUUCGUAACUACAGUUUCUGCAUAAUAUGAAUAUACUUCAGAUGAUUUUUUUUAUGUAGAGCAAUAGGCUAAUUACCUGGAUAUGUCUAUUGUGUUUAAAAAUGCCAAAGGCUGGCUGGUAGAUCAGUGCUCCUUUAUCGAUGACAGAUUUGAGUCCGGAGAUGAAAACGCGAGUAAACGCCGAUCCUUUAGCUGGUGCUUCAAUCGGCGGUACUUUGACACACUGAAGCCUUACAUUAAGUCGAUCAGCGCUGACGGACUGCGGGCUGAGGGGGAAGAUGAUCCGCUGCCCAGUACUGGGUGUCAGAAACGCAAAAGGAAGCAAACACUGCUGAACCAGGGAGAAAUUGACGCCCAGGAGUAUCAUGACAAGGUUAGAUCUGUUAUUCUGGAGGGGAUCCAGCCCUUUCUGGACAUGGGACGCACCUGCGGGUAUCUGACAGAGGCUGCGACCAAGGGACCACCUCCAUGCGCUCAUGAGGACCGGCUGUCGGGCCUGUGUGACAUGGCAAAAGAGCUCCCUCUAGUGGAUGAUGAUGAGGAUGCACCCGCGCAAGUUAUUGGGGACGACCUUGGCUCCCUGGAUCACCUGGACCUGUUCACGCGGAUGACGGAAAACCCCAGUGGUCGCGCCAGGGAAGUGCGGCUUAUGGGGGAGCUGUACCUGCUUCCUCCGCGGUGCCGAUUCCUGCUGUCGGAUAUCUCCAAGAUGCAGCCCCUGCUGAAGUGUGGGAGGAAGUUUGACGCCAUUGUCUUAGAUCCGCCAUGGGAAAACAAGUCUGUUAAGCGCAGCAGAAGGUACGGCUCCCUGCCCUCUUCCCAGCUACGGCGGAUCCCCGUUUCCCAACUGAGUGCGCCUGGCUGCCUAGUGGCCACCUGGGUGACCAACCGACAACGGCAUCGGCGCUACGUGCGCGAGGAGCUGUAUCCGCUGUGGGGCGUGGAGCCGGAGGCCGAGUGGCUCUGGGUGAAGGUAACCCGGUCGGGAGAGUACGUGUUUCCGCUCGAUUCACCCCACAAGAAACCGUACGAGGUGCUGGUUUUGGGGCGACGCGUAGGGGAAGCGGGUGACACCCUCAGCUCCUCCCAGGGGUCGGAACCUGUCCUUCCAAACCUCAAGCUGCUGGUCAGUGUGCCCUCCACCCUACACUCUCACAAGCCUUCCCUUGCAGGUGUGCUGGGAGAGUUCCUCCGCCCCGACGCCGAGUGUCUGGAGCUGUUUGCCCGCGGCCUCCAGUCGGGCUGGACCAGCUGGGGCAACGAGGUCCUGAAGUUCCAGCACCACUCCUACUUUGAGAGGGAGCCGCUGAUGUCAGAGCCGCCCUCUGCCGCCAGCUGACACAAGGGGGCGCCAUUCUGCACAGAACCUGAGCCGGCUUCUCCUCCGUAAUCACCCUCAGUCUGCUGACAAGUGUACAUUGACCCUGUCACUAGGGAUACUAAUCCGGGCAGGUGGAGGGGGGUGUUUAUAGCAUCCCAAGGGACCAUUCUGUACCAGGCUUUUGCCCCCAAUAUGUUUAAUUGAUUUUAAUCUCCUUUACACACUCGGCUCUCCCCUGUGUGUGUGUGUUUGCAUACACAUCGCACAGCCAAUCGUAUAAUGAAGCAGUCUGUCCUUUGGACAGCUUUAUUCACCAUUAAAAGAGCAGUUUUAUUACUUGCAAA
Paramormyrops kingsleyae is the source of this 4280-nucleotide messenger RNA. RefSeq names its product methyltransferase 4, N6-adenosine (gene mettl4). Gene Ontology annotation, cellular component: cytosol; nucleus. The record is from RefSeq and is a predicted model, not a curated record. Gene Ontology annotation, biological process: methylation. NCBI's taxonomy places the organism in Eukaryota, Metazoa, Chordata, Actinopteri, Osteoglossiformes, Mormyridae. Gene Ontology annotation, molecular function: RNA methyltransferase activity; nucleic acid binding; site-specific DNA-methyltransferase (adenine-specific) activity.